Messenger RNA from Paramormyrops kingsleyae, 649 nucleotides. NCBI's taxonomy places the organism in Eukaryota, Metazoa, Chordata, Actinopteri, Osteoglossiformes, Mormyridae. The record is from RefSeq and is a predicted model, not a curated record.
ACAGCGAUCGUCUUCCUCCAGCUGGCCGCUUUCGUGGCAUUUGUGUGUUUCGCGGUGGCGGCAGAAAGGCCGUACAUCGCCGCCGCCGGAUUGGAGUUCUUCAUCACGCUGGCGUUUCUUCUGCUCUACUUAUUAAAGCUCAACAAGAGGUUCAGUUACUUAUGCUGGCCUCUAAUGGAUGUUGCCAACUCACUUGUUGCAGCUGUCUUCAUCUUCAUCAUCAGUCUUGUAGCUGUCUCCACUUAUUCAGCUAAAGGUACUUUGAUUGGAGGGAUUGUCUUGACGAUGUCGGCUUGCCUUUGGAGCGUGGAUGGCAUCCUUCUUUUUAGGAAGAUCUUCAACAAGGCCACAAAUACCGCAAAUUAAAGACAACGAAGCUUGAACUUUCAGUACACCCACAAAAAGAAUGAUAAACCAUUCUUGAUCAAUAGAUCAUAUUGGCAUAAUGUGAAAAAGUAAUAUGACAAUGAAAGUAGCGAUAAACAGCAUUUCUAAAUAUUACACUAUAUAAUAUUACACAUUAACCGCGGAUCUUUAUGGGGAGGGGCAGUUCACAUUGCAAUAUGGUAUUACGUUUUAUUAAUUAUUAUUAUUAUCGAUUGUUAAUAAAAUUCACAUUUAAUACUACUAAUAAAUUACUCCUAAAGUA